CACUCUUGAAAAAGGAAGUGCGACACCAAACAGAAAGCAUACGUCAGAAUAACUUACAACUCGACCAAGCACAAGGCCAUCACGUCCCCAACGCGCGUCAAGACUUGUUGGCUGCCAAGCACUUAACUGUUCUAGCUUUACCAUCUUAGAGACAUCCUCGAGCUAUGGCAGAAUGACCGGCAGCAGGUAUUGCAGUUCCCUCGCAGGAUCCAAAGUCGGAAAAAUAUCCACAGCUCAAAUCCGAGCUGGAGAUGCUCAUGGAAUGGUUAAAGGAAUUAAACACGUAUUUCUACCGCCCUGCUCUUGAAACGUUCCGGACACUCAUGAGAAAAUGCACAUCGUCCAUGACUUCCAUUUCCAAAGCCACUCAAGUUUCUACACCCACAUUAUUCCGGCCUGCAGGGGCUGUUCGAGACAUGGCCCGCAUUCGAAAACAAGUCUAUUCGCCGUUAUUCUCUCUGAUUUCGCUAUGACCUACUCCGAUACUGAACCUCGAGGAACUCUCCGCUAUCGCCUUCUUUCUGCAUCUUAGCGGCAAUCAUGGGGCUCGGUGUAGCAUACGCAGGCUUGCACCGCGAG
Molecule: messenger RNA, 579 nt
Organism: Suillus fuscotomentosus
Lineage: Eukaryota; Fungi; Basidiomycota; Agaricomycetes; Boletales; Suillaceae
Exons: 4
Source: RefSeq, a predicted model, not a curated record